CGGCUUCAGCCGGAAGUGUUCGGGUGUUGUCGGAACUCAGCCGGUGUGCCAGAGGGCAGAGCGAGCGCGGCGGCUCUCGGCGCUCCACACCAGCGCCAUUCAUCUGAGCGGACCGCGGGCACACCUGGGUGGACCGAGGAGAGCAGUUUGGCGACGGAAACGGCUCCACACAGCACUCGUGUUAAUCACUUGAGGAAUGCGGUGCCAUUAGGGACGGGAGCCGAGAGCUGAAAGUUCACAUCAACUUCAAACUGCACGUUAAUUCCCACCAACUUGAGGAACUUGUCUAAACUGAAGGGAUUAUGGCCACGGGCGGAUUUAAAUCAAACGCCACGACGGACUUUUUGGAGGAAUGGAAGGCAAAACGAGAGAAAAUGAGAGCUAAAUUGCUGGGGGACAUUGCCGCAGCCACCGGUGCUCCGUUGGGUGCCAGCAACGCAAACAGCACCGGCAGCCGCCACGCCGCCCCGCCGGCCGCCGAGCUCACCAACAACGGCAACCCGGACAGGAGCGCCUCCACGGCCAACUGCCACCCUUCCGCCUACUCUGUGGCUCGGUCCUCCUCCGGCUCGGCUCUGAAGAGACCCGAGGAGGAGGCGCACCACGCUGCCCACCCUGCUGCACCCGCGGCCGCCCCGGCGAGCAGCCUGAAGAAAGCCCCGCCUCAGCCGGAGAAGGCUCCGUGCGCUUCCCCGGACUCCAGCCCCAUGGCGUGCAACGACAGCGACAAGGAAAGUCCAUCACCCAGCAAGGUCAAGGAGAAGAACAGCAGCGGUCCCAGCGCCAGGAAGGGCAAAGGACAGAUUGAGAAGAGGAAGCUGAGGGAAAAGAGGAGAUCAACAGGUGUUGUCAGCAUACCAUCCAAUGAGAGCCUGGAUGAGCUGGACGAUGACGACGCAGGGGAGAAGGACCGGAGGGAGGAGGAGGAGCUGGUUCAGGCCAACACUUUUCAGAAUGAGACCAUGACGGCUGACCCCGCCACCGGGCACUUAAUGGAUACCCCCAGAGCCGGGAGCGGCCGCCACAAGAGCUCUGCAGGGCCGGGAUCUGAGGAGGAGGUGGGAGGGAACAGCAGACAGCGGCACAACCGUCACGGCAGGGACGGAGGAGCUGCAGCAGCAGGAAGUCUGGAGAAAAGGCUGGAGGAGCUGGAGAAGGAGCUGGCCAGAGAGCGCCAGGAGAACGCCAGGCUGUUCAAGGCCCACCAGGACAAGGACGACCUCAUCGGGAAGCUGAAGGAGGAAAUCGACCUGCUGAACAGAGACCUGGACGACAUUGAAGAUGAAAACGAGCAACUCAAACAGGAGAACAAGACUCUUCUGAAAGUGGUGGGCCAGCUGACGAGGUAGAACCGAACAGCCCGCCCACCCUAACCCCCCCGAAACGAAUGGAGCAUCUCUAUUAUCUCCUUUCUCCUGACCUCCUGCCUUGGUUCAAGUCCAGCAGCAUGGCCUGUUUUCUCUUUGAUUCUGUCUGUUAGAGGUGAAACUGUAGUCGUCGUCAGCCUCGCAGCCUUAAUUAUAUCCCCCGCCUGAGGAGGAAUUAUUCCAUUUGUUGUGAAAACUGAGCGAACUAGAGGCUAAAGUUCUCUUGUCCUGACAAUCUCAUGAGGAUUGUGUGUCAUCGUAUACAUAUUUAAUGUAAAUUUAUUGUAUAUACGCCAUUUAGAUUGUUUUGGGUUUUUUUUGAUGAGGUCUCAAAAAGCAAAAGUAAAAUGAAUGUAUGUGCUGCACAAAUAAGCGCACACAAAGUCUUUUAAAACUUCUUUUAAAAGUCUCGAGGUUAAAGAAAGUCACGGCAGCCACGCACGUCAAUUUGAAAAGCUCUGCAGUGUUUGAAUUUUGUCCGAGUGCGUUUUCAUCAGUGAACUCGUAGCGAUGGGGCUUCUGGCGAUGAACUUCUGGACCAAAUUCUGCACAGUUGCUGACACCAUCAGCCAAAGUGGGCUCAAAGCUUAACGCACGUGAGAUUGUCAAGUCUUACAAAACAAAACAGUCAAAACCUGGAGCUCUGGAACAUUCGUGCCAUAUUUACCUUCGUCCAGUAAUUUCCUGGUACAUUUGAAUCCCAGUAGGGCAUCUACAAACCCGAAUGAAGAAAACUCGACUCUCUGUAGAAUCUAACACAAGCAAGGCUUUAUACCAAUUAUAUGCUUAAUGCAUUUCAACGUUAACAUCUGAGUAUUAUGCUUGUCCUCGAUGAAACGUUUCAGGGUCAAACCCUUGUGCCUAGUAUAUAUGUGGAAUCCUUUUUUUUAAAAAAAAGCAUUUUGUUCCCUGUAUUUUGUUUACAAGUCUUUGCAGUGUUUGAAAGACGAUUAGCUUCUCUGUUAGUGGCGUGGAAGAUGUGAGGAGUGAGCUACAGUGCGUUGUUUUGUAUGAUAACCAAACGAACUGAAGGAACGUACUAUUUGAUAAUACAUCUCUUGUGUUUACUCGAGGGAACAGGCUUGGCUGGUAGUGGCGUUUUACUCUCUGUAUUCGUUUUAUUCUGCUGAGGAGCUGCUCCGUGAGUGUUGCAAUUAAUCAAUAGGCUUUACGCCGUCGAUAGAUAACUCUGCUUUCACACACAUUCGCAUAUUUUGGGGGUAAAGACCAUCCACUCGCAGACAGACAUCACAGACCCGUUUCUCUCCCCAUUACAUUAUGCAUGUACAGAAGAUUAAGACAUUUAAUAAAAGUUUGAUUAUCUCUCUCCUCA
Messenger RNA from Scatophagus argus, 2700 nucleotides. It is a transcript of the gene pawr, whose product is annotated as PRKC, apoptosis, WT1, regulator. NCBI's taxonomy places the organism in Eukaryota, Metazoa, Chordata, Actinopteri, Scatophagidae. The transcript is spliced from 7 exons. Bases 303 to 1349 code for a protein of 348 amino acids. The record is from RefSeq and is a predicted model, not a curated record. Gene Ontology annotation, cellular component: cytoplasm. Gene Ontology annotation, biological process: apoptotic process; positive regulation of apoptotic process.